AUGUCAUUCCUCGCUAUCGAAGGCUACCACGCUUUCGUAACGGGAGCUCGAGGUGGUAUUGGGAGUGCAAUUGUGAAGGAGCUCGUUGGUACGGCGAGAAGCAGUAUCUGCACGACUCUGCACUAUCAGACCUGACAACUACUCGUGUAGCAAACGGCUGCAAAGUCACUGCCCACGACCUCAAACCGGUCCCUUCAUCCGAACAGAAUCCCAACAUCUUCCACAUCCAAGGCGAUAUCUCUUCGGAGGAAUCCAUUUCCUCCAACAUUACUACGGCAGCAUCCCGCCUCGGACCCAUCAACAUCCUCUGCGCCAACGCGGGCAUCACGAACGAAGCUUCCCACCCCAACAUCUGGGAACUGGAUCUCGAAACCUGGGAGAAGACCUACGCCGUCAACGUUCGCGGAACCUUCCUCACGAUCAAGCAUUUCCUCCAACACGCCCUCCAAGCCCAGACCACCUCCGGCAAAGCACUAGAAAACCUCUCCAUCGUCGUGACAGGCUCCGAAUGCGGCAAAUUCGGCCAGGCCGGACACGCCGACUACGCUUCGGGGAAAUCCGCCCUGCAGUACGGUCUCGUCCUGACGGUCAAGAAUGAAAUCGUCCGCAUCAAUCCGAGAGCGAGGAUUAAUGCCGUGGCGCCCGGAUGGGUGGAUACGGAACUGAUUGGGGAGAGAUUAGAUGACCCGAGGGAAUUGUGGGCUGAAGCGCAGGGCACUGUGCCUUUGAGGAAGAUCUCGAAGCCGGAAGAUGUGGCGAGGCAGGUUUGCGUGCUGGCUAGUGAGAGGGUGAGUGGGCAUGUGAGUGGACAGGUUGUCAGUGUUGAUGGGGGGAUGGAGGGGAGGGUCGUUUGGCGGGAAGGGGAGGUUAGGGAUGGUGGGGAGGGGUAUUGGGGGAGGAAGACGUAG
This is a messenger RNA of Lecanosticta acicola, 908 nucleotides long. NCBI's taxonomy places the organism in Eukaryota, Fungi, Ascomycota, Dothideomycetes, Mycosphaerellales, Mycosphaerellaceae. The record is from the annotation of a GenBank genome assembly.